Molecule: messenger RNA, 1251 nt
Organism: Trypanosoma grayi
Lineage: Eukaryota; Euglenozoa; Kinetoplastea; Trypanosomatida; Trypanosomatidae
Exons: 1
Coding region: 1-1251 (416 amino acids)
Source: RefSeq, a predicted model, not a curated record
AUGGCGACAGUGCGCCGCGUUGUGUUCUUGUUGGCCGCUGCUCUUUGCUGCACGGCCUUGUGCGUGGCAGAAACUGGUGCAGCUGAUUUGUCACGUACAACUGAUAACGCGAAGAUAACGCUGACGCGGAAGUUUGACGUUACUAACUGCACAAAAUCGUCCACCCCGGCUACUGGGAAGACCAGCGAUGUUAUUAUUUCCACUAAGAUUGCUUUGAAGAAGAAGGGUGACUCAGAAAAAACGCCAGAAAUUCCGAUUAAACCGUCUGAGGCAGUCAAAGUUCCCGAUGGGUACAACUUAACACUGGAGACCUCACUGGAUGUUAAAUGUACGAAGGAAGGCACAUCUGCGGAAAUCCCUGGAACAACGUGUACCGUUCAGAAGGGUGAGGCAGCUUCCGACAGUAUCACCCAUGAUGCCAACGUGGAGACCACUGCAACUGGCUACGGUCCCAAUACGAUCAUGGAAAAAAAAGAACAUAAAGUGAGUCUCACAGCUGGGUACGACGUGGAAAUCAUUGCGAACGUUGUGGCCAAAUGCAGUCCUUUACCAGUAUCCGAUUUUUCUCUCUCGGCUGAAAAGAACAUUUAUCCUACGGACGGAAGGGGUGAAUCGCCUGACCCUAGAGACCCUGACCAACGCGGACAAGGACUCUCUCUAAGUGGCGAGGAAUCUGCAGGAGGCCGCGGGGCUGCGCUUGGUGAAGUGGAUGCUGACGCACCACCCGGGAAACAAGGAAAAUUGCCUGCGAGUGGUCAGAUAACGCAACCCGCGGCAGCGUCUUCUAAACAGGAGGGCCCUGAAUCCAGCACAAAGACUGAAAGGCUUCCUGAGGGGUCUACACGCACUUUCACUGCCACUGGAACUGGAACAGGAGCUGCGCAGGGUCUACCAAGUGCCAGCGCGAACCCCUCCGCAGGGAGUCGCCAGCCACAUCUCGCGCCCCUGACAGAAGGCGGCGGCUCAGUCAUUGAAGAGUCCACCAGGGAGGGGAAACGCAUGGUGGACAAAGGUGCCACUGCCACUGAGUCACAUGGUGCCCCGGAAACUGUUGCCACGCAGCCGCCUGAAACAGAAGCGCAAACAAUUGUGGCACCUGCUGCUUCUGCUUCGCCGGAUUCCGACGUCACUAGCAGCAGCUCCGGUGGUGAGGCGCACGCCAUCCGUAACGCGGAUGGAGUCAGUGGCUCUGCAUCGUUGAGUGCGCCACUGAUGCUGACUGCGGUGCUGAUGUGUCGUUCUGUUUAUUGA